UCCAAAGAGUCACUUCCGCCCUGGGCACGGCCCAGGCCAUGCCCAGCUGCGUGACCGCGGUUGACGGUUUGUGAGUGUGCGGAUUCUUAUCUCUGGUAACUGGACUCAGGAAGAUCUCUGCUGAGCUGUUUCAGGUUUCUCGCUGAUCUCCCGAAAAUGACGGCGUCUUGCUCCUGUCGCAAGGCACCCCGCUACCGCUGCGAGAGUCCCUUUUCUUCUAGGUGCUUCUUUGGGAUUCUUUUGGUGGCGCUACUGCUCCUGCUUCCCAUAUCUUCCGAUGCCUGUGGUGAGCCACCAAGGUUUGAAACUAUGCAGCUCCGGGAUGUUCCUAAACCCAGUUAUAACCCUGGGGACAGGAUAGAUUAUGAGUGUCGCCCAGGUUACCAGCCCAAGCAUCCUUCUCUUCCCACCUCUGCUGUUUGUCAGGCUGAUAAUAUGUGGUCACUUCUCCAGGAGGCCUGUACAAGAAAACAGUGUCCUAACCUAGGGGAUCCCACAAAUGGCCAAGUACAGUACCCAAAUGGAAGUAUUCUGUUUGGCUCACAGGUUCACUAUGUUUGUAAUGAUGGUUAUUUCUUAAUUGGACCAAGUAUUCUAUACUGUGAGAUUUCUGGAAGUACUGUGAACUGGAGUGAUAAUCCUCCAAUAUGUGAAAAAAUUUUGUGUAAACCACCUGAAAAAAUUCUAAAUGGAAAAUACACAAAUAGCCACAAGGAUGUAUUUGAAUACAAUGAAGUAGUAACUUAUAGUUGUGAUGCUUCAAAUGGAACAGAUCCAUAUUCACUUGUUGGAGAGAGCAAGCUUGUUUGUAUUGGAAAUGACAAAUGGAGUCGUGACCCUCCUCAAUGUAAAGUGGUCAAAUGUGUAUAUCCAUAUGUUGAAAAUGGAGUGAUAGUCUCAGGACUUCGACCAAAAUUUUACUACAAAGCGACGAUUGUAUAUAGAUGCAACGAGGGUUUUAAGCUUAAUGGCAGCAACAAAAUUGUCUGUAGUGCGAACAGUACUUGGGAGCCUGAGAUACCAACAUGUAUUAAAGAGUCAACUACUCCUAGUACCCAGCCUCCAAUUUCCAGUGCCUCAGUGUCAACUCCUCCCAGUUCCCAACCUCCAAUUCCCAGUGUCUCAGAUUCCAAGCCUACUCAUCCAACUACGACUCUGGGAUCAAGUCAUCCAGGAUAUCCCAGUCCCAGUGAUGAAACACCACCUAAAGAUGCUGAGAGUUUAGGUGCAGGAAUCAUUGUUGCAAUUGUCAUUGGUGCACUUUUUGGCGUUGGAGUAGUUGUCUGCGGCAUCUGCUUCUGUUUUUGCAAAAAGAAGAAAGGGUCGCGGUAAAACUGAUUGGGUUAAACUAAAAGUUGCUGAGAGGGAAAGAAGGUAUUGCUACAUACAGUGCUUACCAGGAUAAGGCAACCACUCCAGCAGAGUAGAUGAACUAAAUGGUUUCCACAAACCCAUGUAUCAUUCAGCCAUGAAAAUGAAGGAAAUCCUGCCAUUUGAGACAAUACAGAUGGACCUUGAGGGCAUUAUGCUGGGUGAAUAAGUCAUAUAAAGAAAGACAAGUACUGUAUGAUCUCACUUAUAUGUGUAAUCCAAAUAACCAAGCUUAUAGAAAAAGAAAUCAGAUUUGCCUUCAUCAGAGGUGGUGGGCUGGGGGUGGUGGUUGAGUAAAGGUGGUCAGAAAAUAUAAACUUCCAAUUAUAAGAUAAAAAGGUACUGGGAUGUAAUGUACAGCGUAGCGACUACAGUUAGUAACACUGUAUUGUAUAUUGGCAAGUUGCUAAGAAAGUGGAUCUUAAAACUUCUAAUCACACGGAAGAAAAAAAAUUUUUUGUAGGUUCGUGAAGUGAUGGAUGUUAACUAAAUUUACCGUGUAAUCAUUUUGCGAUAUAUACAUGAUCAAAUCAUGCUGUACACCUUAAACUUAUGCAGUGUUAUAUGUCAGUUAUAUCUCAAUACUGAAAGAAAAAAAAUCUAUAAAAAUUAUUUGCUAGUUUCUUACAUUGUCAGGAAUGGAACUGUUAAGCCAUAGUGCUAACAUUUUAAUGUGGCUUAAGUAUAGUCACCAUCCUUUAAUGCUUCUUUGAAAUGUGUAUGAAUUUGUGUUUGAAUAUCUUGCUUGUUUUUCCUUAAAUAACACUUGUAUUUAUAGGGCAAGUCAACACAGUAUCCCCACUAGUGUUAAGGUGGGGAAAUAGUUUUUCUAUAAAAUCUCCAAACUCAGAGAAAUAUAAUUCAAAAUGACAUUACAUUUCAUUUGUAAAGAAAGUGAUUUUGAAAUCUUUUCUGUUCAAAGAUGAUUGCCAACUCUUAAGAUUCAUUCUUCAACAGUCCCAAAAUAUGCAUUAUAUAUUGUUUAUUAUAAAAGUUUGAUUUCCUUAACUAAGAAUAUUACCGGAAAAUACUCUUACAGUUAAUAGGUUAAAAUACUAUUUUUAAAAAUUUGUAACCUCUUGGUGAUUUAGAGACGCUAUAAAGUUUAUUUCUGGCAUUUGUUCUUCGCCCCUUUUAAUAACAAUAAACCAGUCUAAGAAAUCCAGAAGAAUUCAGCAUCAGUUGCAUGCUUCUGUACAAAGUUAGAGGGCUCUAACACCCAUAGCAGGAAUGCCAGCUCAGGACAAAGUGAACACUGUGGGCUUGUAGUUUUCUUAAAAAGAAUUCCACUCUUUAAGAGAAUUAGAAUCCACUCUAAAUUCUGUUUUUCUCUCCCCACCUGAAUAAAGAGCUGUCUUACUUUAAACAUGUCAUCUGAAUGUAGGCAGUUUUGUAGGGAAUAAAUUCAUCAGAUAACCUCAAGUUGCAUCAGAAUCUGAGUCUCACCUCAUCUGCAAAGGGCAGAGUAAAAAUGAAGCCCCAUAUUUCAGAAAAGCAAACUUAACUCUGUGGAUUUGCUGUAGGUCAUGCAAAGGGACAGGAAGAGGAAACAGCAAAGGUAGCUGUUGACGCUCAGGUGGGACAGAUCCCAGCCCUCUUCUCUGUCCUCACACCAGGCAGCGCCUCCUUCAAAUGAGCCAGCGGCCAAAGAGGAGGGACUGUCUCUCUAACUCCAAUUACAUUUUUACAUGUUUUGUUUCACACUUUUAUAGUUAGUAGCACAAAUUGGGCCAAAGAAACGUUGCCUUAGAAAUAUAUGAAUAAAGAAUCAAGAGUGAACCAGAGUAAAUAUUGUUUUACUCCCUAAGGACAUAUUUGUAAGGCCAUGUAAGUGGUCCUUCCCUUUGUAGUCUCUGAUGAGGCACUUUAGGAAGAUAAAUUUGAGGAGAAUAAAUUCAGGAAUUCUGAGAUAAAUAUAGAGUUGAAGUUUUGCUGUACCCUUUUCCACAUAAUUUUCGAGAAUCUAGCACUUGCUUAGAAGCAAGGGGGUGGCUCUAGUACAUAUUUUUAAAACCCUCAAAGAAGUGUUUUCAACCAAAGAUUAUUAUGCUUACCAAAAUAAAUUGACUUUCAUAGUAUAGUUUCCACUUCAAAAUUAGUUUUUCUAAUUUAAUAUAUUUAUAUGUAAGAUUGAAAUAUGUGUGUACAUAUAAAUUAUGUUCUGUUUGUCAAAUAAUUUGUCAAUUAAAUAUAUGGGGAUACCAUUUUUCUCUAGAAAUGUUUACCUAAAUGAGAGAGGGAAAAGUGUAUUUGAAUUUAAAGGUUUCUUAAAACUGCAUUUUGAGAAUUGGACCUUCAGAUCUAUUAAAAAAAUAAAAUGUCAUUAUGGAGAAGUUUCAUUUGUGAUAA
Molecule: messenger RNA, 3720 nt
Organism: Balaenoptera ricei (Rice's whale)
Lineage: Eukaryota; Metazoa; Chordata; Mammalia; Artiodactyla; Balaenopteridae
Product: membrane cofactor protein-like
Exons: 14
Coding region: 157-1332 (391 amino acids)
Biological process (GO): negative regulation of complement activation, classical pathway
Cellular component (GO): cell surface
Source: RefSeq, a predicted model, not a curated record